UCGAAAACCAAGUCCAAACAACGAUUAGGUGUAUCAUCGACAAAAGAUUGAGGGCAAUGGAAGCAGGGGAGACUAGUAAAAAUGACUUAUUAGGCAUAUUACUUGAAUCCAAUAUGAAAGAAAUUGAACAACACGGAAGCAAAGAUUUCGGAAUGACAACAACUGAAGUCAUUGAAGAAUGCAAGUUUUUCUAUUUUGCAGGACAAGAAACCACUGCAGUAUUGCUCGUCUGGACAAUGAUUUUGUUGUGCUUACAUCCAGAGUGGCAAGCACGUGCCAGAGAGGAGGCUUUGCAGGUGUUCGGAAAUGAAAAACCAAAUUUGGAAGGACUAAGUCGCCUCAAAAUUGUGACAAUGAUCUUGCACGAGACGUUAAGGCUAUUCCCCCCAGUACCAACAUAUCGUAGAAGGAACAAACAUGAAUUCAAAUUAGGGGAGCUUAGUCUACCAGCUGGAGUGCUACUCGUUAUACCCGCAAUAUUAAUUCAUUAUGACAAGGAAUUAUGGGGUGAAGACGCAAAGGAAUUCAAACCAGAAAGAUUCAGUGAAGGAGUGUCAAAGGCAACAAAAGGACACGCCUCGUUUAUUCCAUUUACCGGGGGACCUCGAGUUUGCAUCGGACAAAACUUUGCAGUGAUGGAAGCAAAACUGACAAUAGCAAUGAUACUACAAAAAUUCUCCUUCGAACUCUCUCCCUCUUAUACUCAUGCUCCAUUUGCAACAAUUACUAUUCAUCCACAGUACGGUGCUCCUCUGCUUAUGCGCAAACUUUGAAAUGUAUGUUGCUCAUAUUUAAGAUCA
Messenger RNA from Solanum stenotomum, 800 nucleotides. RefSeq names its product cytochrome P450 CYP72A219-like. Gene Ontology annotation, molecular function: heme binding; monooxygenase activity; oxidoreductase activity, acting on paired donors, with incorporation or reduction of molecular oxygen. Bases 57 to 773 code for a protein of 238 amino acids. The record is from RefSeq and is a predicted model, not a curated record. NCBI's taxonomy places the organism in Eukaryota, Viridiplantae, Streptophyta, Magnoliopsida, Solanales, Solanaceae. The transcript has 2 exons.